ACCUGUUUAUCUCAACACAACCGACUGGACUGCUGUUAGUGUUUACUGUGGCUCUGUGAUGAGCUCUGGUUUUAUGACAGUCAGUGCAUGAACGCUGGAUGUGCCGCAGCUUUGGACAAAUAGACUAGGACAACUUGUGGAGCAAACACACACUCCUAAAUGGAGAUUGAAAGCAUGGUAGCAAAUAGUGCUCUUAUUAAAGCCAGAGAAGGUGGAGGGAGCAAAGGCAGGAGCUGGAGAUGGAAAGAGAUGCUUCGCUUUCCUCAAAUCAGUCAGUGCAGGCAGCUGGCUAUGAACAUAGAGCGAGACUAUUACAGUCUCUGUGUGAAGCAGCCCAUUGGCAAGAAACUGUUUCAGCUCUUCUGCCGGAGUCGGACUGAUCUGCAGAACUACAUUUCCCUCCAGGAUGCUUUGGAAACCUUUGAGACCAAAUCAGAUGAGGACAGGAGAGAGUUUGGCAUCUACAUCAUUCAGAGAUUCCUCAGGAGUCAGUCCAAUCAGUGUGUGUUCACCGUGCAGAAGCAUGAACAGAGCUGCAUCCAGAGUCUGGAGAUCGACCCCUGCGGGGACGUCUUCUAUGACUGCAGGGAAGACCUACACAAGUACCUCAGUGGAGAUCCCUUCAUGCAGUACCAGGAGAGCAUGUUUUUUGAUCGUUUCCUCCAGUGGAAGAUGUUGGAGAGGCAGCCAAUCACCAAGCAGACAUUUAGACAGUACAGACUACUGGGGAAAGGAGGGUUUGGAGAGGUGUGGGCUUGUCAGGUGCGAGCCACAGGGAUGAUGUACGCCUGCAAAAAGCUGGAGAAGACUCAUGUAAAGAAGAGGAGAGGAGAGGCCAUGGCUCUCAAUGAGAAACAGAUACUGGAAGGGUUGGACAGUCGAUUUGUGGUGAAUCUGGCAUACGCUUAUGAGACCAAGCACGCCCUCUGUAUGGUUCUGACCAUGAUGAGCGGCGGGGACUUGAGGUUUCAUAUUUAUAACAUCGGCGUGCCCGGCCUGGACAAAGACAGAGUGCAGUUCUACGCUGCAGAGGUCUGCUGCGGUAUAAUUCACCUCCACCAGAAUUCAAUAGUAUACAGGGAUCUGAAACCAGAAAACAUUCUGUUGGACGACAACGGACACAUCCGCAUCUCUGACCUGGGCCUGGCUGUGAGGCUGUCUGAGGGGAGUCUGGUGCGAGGCAGGGUGGGCACACUCGGCUAUAUGGCUCCUGAGGUGAUCAGCAACAAGCACUACGGGAUGAGUGUUGACUGGUGGGGCCUCGGCUGCCUCAUCUAUGAAAUGAUCGCAGGGCAGCCCCCGUUCAAGUCCCGAGGAGAGCACACCAGAACCUCCGAGAUGGAGAGGAGGAUUCAGACAGAACAGGAGCCAUACAGUGAAAAGUUCAGCAAGGAGGCGACAGACCUCUGUUCUUUGCUUAUCGAGCCUCCAUUUAAACCUGAUCCCAGACAGGUGUACUGCAGCGACGUGCAGGACAUCGAAGAGUUCUCUUCAGUGAAGGGGGUCACUCUGGACCACAUCGACAACAACUUCUACUCUCAGUUCAACACAGGCAGCGUUCCUAUCACCUGGCAGAACGAGGUGAUAGAGACGGGAUGUUUCAGGGAGCUGAAUGUAUUUGGCCCUGAGGGAUCUCGAUCUCCAGACCUCAAUAGGUCCCAGACCCCCGAGAGCCCCAGACGCAGCCUGUUGGACCGAAUCUUCCGCAGACAUCACCCGGAUGAAAGCAAGCAGAGUUUGGUGUCUGAUGAGGACUACUUGUCGUCAGAGCUGCUCAGCACUGCCCUCUGAGGCCGCUGGCAGCACAGAGCUUUGAACUGAAACAACCCACAACCACAAAGGAGGCAGAUCUGUUUGUCACUGGAGAUCCCAGCAUAGCAUUUGUUUAUUUGUGUUUGUAUUGAUCUCCUAACCGCCCUUUAUUAGCACUUGCUUCCUUAUGUAUUUUACUGUUUCAUGCACCGACAUUUACUUGCAUCCAUUUUUGAACCCAGUAUGUUAGUAGCUUUCUGUUAAGUACUUGAAUUUUGAUGCAAAUAGCAUGAAACUACUCAAUAACAUUACAUUUAAUUGCACCAGUUUCAUUGUUUUAGCUGUUUAAUGAGUUUUU
Molecule: messenger RNA, 2110 nt
Organism: Morone saxatilis (striped sea-bass)
Lineage: Eukaryota; Metazoa; Chordata; Actinopteri; Moronidae
Gene: grk5
Product: G protein-coupled receptor kinase 5
Biological process (GO): regulation of signal transduction; signal transduction; protein phosphorylation
Cellular component (GO): cytoplasm
Molecular function (GO): G protein-coupled receptor kinase activity; ATP binding
Source: RefSeq, a predicted model, not a curated record